This is a messenger RNA of Myiozetetes cayanensis, 4991 nucleotides long. RefSeq names its product inositol polyphosphate-5-phosphatase F (gene INPP5F). Gene Ontology annotation, biological process: phosphatidylinositol dephosphorylation; regulation of endocytic recycling. The transcript has 19 exons. The coding region runs from base 246 to 3566 and encodes 1106 amino acids. NCBI's taxonomy places the organism in Eukaryota, Metazoa, Chordata, Aves, Passeriformes, Tyrannidae. Gene Ontology annotation, molecular function: phosphatidylinositol-4-phosphate phosphatase activity. Gene Ontology annotation, cellular component: clathrin-coated endocytic vesicle; early endosome. The record is from RefSeq and is a predicted model, not a curated record.
GUGAAUCUUGAUAGAAACAACUGUUGAGCAUGGGAAACGUCCCCAGGGAGAUGGGACUGAGGCUCCUGCAGCUUCAGGCAUUCCUUGGCACGCUGCCGGCUCUGCAGUUGUUCAAGUAAGGGAAUGUGGAGUUGGUAGCACAGAAUUUCUUGGCUAAAAUCAAAAUACUUGCAAAAAGCAGCGUUUUUAGUAAACUCCUGGACGGUUUAAGAAAAGUUGCUGCAAAGGCAUUUGGGAGAAAUGAAAUGCUGGAUUGUUUGGGAAGUGUUGGAGGAAAACAGCAGUGCUGUGCUGACAGUGUGGAAGCAACAGAGGAACUGCAUUUCCAUUUCAGUGGAAUGGGAGAUCUACCAUGGUGGCUCCUUUUAAUUCGUCAGAAAGCUUUGAUUGGCAAACUCCCAGGAGAUCACGAGGUUUGCAAAAUAACAAAGAUUGCCGUGAUUCCACUUUCUGAAACAGAACCUCAGGACCUGGAGCUGGAGCUUUGCAAAAAGCACCACUUUGGGAUAAACAAACCAGAGAAGAUAACACAGUCCCCAGAUGACACAAAAUUUCUGCUGAAGACUCUUACCCAAAUUAAAUCAAAUGUGUCUGCUCCAAAUAAAAAGAAGAUUAAGGAAAGCAAAGAGAAAGAGAGGCUGGAGAAGAGGUUAUUGGAGGAGUUGUUCAAAAUGUUCAUGGAUUCCGACUCCUUUUACUACAGCCUGACCUAUGACCUGACAAAUUCUGUGCAGAGACAGAGCACGUGUGAGAAAGCAAACCUAUCCCUGUGGAGAAAAGUUGAUGACAGAUUCUUUUGGAACAAGCACAUGAUUGAAGAUCUCAUCAGCAUUGAUAAUGCUGAGGUGGACUUCUGGAUCAUACCCAUCAUUCAAGGAUUUGUGCAGAUUGAAGAACUGGUUGUAAACUACAGCGAAUCUUCUGAUGAUGAUAAGAGCAGCCCUGAAACCCCUCCUCAGGAGCCGAGCUGCGUGGAUGACGUCCAUCCCACCUUCCUGGUGGCGCUCAUCUCCCGCCGCAGCCGGCACAGAGCUGGAAUGCGGUAUAAGAGAAGAGGUGUUGAUAAAAACGGAAACGUGGCAAAUUACGUGGAGACAGAGCAGCUGAUUCACGUUCACAACCACACUCUCUCCUACAUCCAGACCCGAGGCUCUGUGCCUGUUUUCUGGAGCCAGGUGGGAUACAGAUACAACCCACGGCCCCGCCUGGACAAGAGUGAAAAUGAAACUGUGGCCUGUUUUCGUGCACACUUUGAAGAACAGCUGAAAAACUACAAAAAGCAGGUUAUUAUUAACUUGGUGGAUCAAACAGGCAGAGAGAAGAUUAUUGGAGAUGCUUACCUUAAACAAGUUCUUCUCUACAAUAAUGCAAAUCUGACUUAUGUUUCUUUUGACUUCCACGAGCACUGCCGAGGAAUGAAGUUUGAAAAUGUCCAAACACUGACUGAUGCCAUUCACGAUAUCAUUCUUGACAUGAAGUGGUGCUGGGUUGACCAGGCUGGAGUGAUCUGUAAACAGGAAGGGAUCUUCCGAGUGAACUGCAUGGACUGCCUGGACCGGACCAACGUUGUGCAGGCUGCCAUUGCCAGAGUGGUCAUGGAGCAGCAGCUCAAAAAGCUGGGUGUGAUGCCUCCUGAGCAGCCUCUGCCAGUGAAGUGCAACAGGAUCUACCAGAUCAUGUGGGCCAACAACGGCGAUGCCAUCAGCCGCCAGUACGCGGGCACCGCCGCCCUCAAGGGGGACUUCACCAGGACCGGGGAAAGGAAGCUGGCAGGGGUGAUGAAGGAUGGAGUGAAUUCUGCCAACAGAUACUACCUGAACCGUUUCAGGGAUGCCUACAGGCAAGCAGUCAUAGAUUUGAUGCAGGGCAUCCCUGUGACAGAGGAUCUGUACUCCAUAUUUACCAAAGAGAAGGAACACGAAGCCCUGCACAAGGAGAACCUGAGGAGCCACCAGGAGCUGAUCAGCCAGCUGCUGCAGAGCUACAUGAAGCUGCUCUUGCCAGAGGAUGAAAAAUUCCAUGGAGGUUGGGCACUUAUUGACUGCGACCCAAGCCUCAUUGAUGCCACUCACAGGGACGUGGAUGUUCUGCUGUUACUUUCCAACUCUGCCUACUACGUGGCCUAUUAUGACGAUGAAGUCGACAAGGUGAAUCAGUACCAAAGGCUGGGCCUUGAAGCUCUGGAAAAAAUAGAAAUAGGGCCCGAGCCUACUCUCUUUGGCAAACCCAAGUUCUCCUGCAUGAGGCUGCAUUACAAGUACAAAGAGCUGAGUGGGUAUUUUCACACCCUCAGAGCUGUGGUGAGAAACCCAGAAGAAGAUGGAAAAGACACUCUCCAGUGCAUUGCAGAGAUGCUGAGAAUCACAAAGCAGGCGAUGGGGUUGGAUGUGCCCAUCAUUGAGAAGAAGCUGGAAAGGAGGAGCAGUAAACCCCACGAGGACAUCAUUGGCAUUCGCUCUCAGAACAGAGGCUCCCUGGCCCAGGGCAAGAACUAUUUGCUGAGCAAGUUCUCCUCCCUCAAUCAGAAAGUGAAGCAAACCAAAUCCAACGUAAACAUCGGCAACCUUCGCAAGCUGGGCAGCUUCGCUAAACCAGAAGUGAAAGUCAAUUUUUUGAAGCCAAACUUGAAAGUGAAUCUCUGGAAAUCAGACAGUAGCCUUGAAACUCUGGAGAACCCAGGGGCAGAUCCCAAAGCCCAGACCGAAUCUGACACAGAGGGCUCAGAUAACGACUCAUUCCAUUCCGACGACUUCCUGACUAAUUCCAAGUCGGACGAGGACAACCAGCUCACGGACUCCCUGGAGAACAUCGGUCCCACGGACUACGUGCUGCCCAGCUGCGGCAUCCUGGCCUCGGCCCCGCGCCUGGCCAGCCGCUCGCAGUCCCUGAGCGGGCCGGACAGCGCCGGGCCCGAGGGGCAGGGCUCGCAGGCGGGGCAGGGAUCGCAGGCGGGGCAGGGCUCCCAGCCUGGCCGCUCCCACUGCCAGGACGAGGACACGGCCGCGCCCUCUGGUGCCAGCGCGCACGGGGAGCUCCCCAAGCCCAUCGAUGUGUACUGCCAGAGGUUCGUGCAGGAUGCCCAGAGCAAGGGCUCGGAUGGUCUGGAGGCCCAGGCUGGUUCUCAGGAGCCCCCUCGCCCCUCGGCACAAAGCAGCAAUAACGCGGCCCAAAGCACGGCUGAAGCUGUGGGGGACGUCCCUUCCCGGCCCUCCAAGCUGGAUUUCCGCUCUGCUGAGCCCAGUCCUCAGCUCCUGGCUGUGGGUGGGACCGACUGCGGUAAAUCCCACAGGAGCCCCGGCUCUGUGUGUGGGAACCCCGAGCCAGGACUCCACCCCACUCCCUCUCCCGCCGAGGGUGGCAGCAGGGCCGUGUCCCCCUUCGCCAAGAUCCGCAGCUCCAUGGUCCAGGUUGCAAACAUCACCCAGGCAGGACUGACUCAAGGGAUCAACUUUGCCGUGGCAAAGGUCCAGAAGAGCCCUGCGGAACCAGAAGCUUUAAAUGAAAUCAAGCAAAAAGAACUGAGGGAAAUGUUUACGCAAUGCCAGACCCGGAUAAUUCAGAUCUAGUUGCUGAUUCAGGAAGUGUUCUUCUGGUUGUGGCUCUCAAUAAAGUGCUACAAAAACACGAUGGCAGGACUUGUGGUGGCAAGAACAGCUACUGGAUACUGGGAUCCAUAAGAGGUAACUUGUUUACAGGCAUUGAGAGAUGCAGAUGGAUUUGGUUGUGACCAAGCUGCAGAAUUCCCUCCUGAGGUGAGACACAAGGGUGAACCCCCCAUUUAAACAGGUAGCUUAGACACUGGGACUCAGUAAGCAUGCUGUCUAUCUUAGAUGUGUUGCACAGUUAUUUUUUGGAGACUAAUUUUGUAGCUCUUCUGAAUUAUGUAGAAAGUAUUUAUACUACAAAGGUGAUACUGCACUUCUCUGACCUUACUUACCUUGCACUACACCAGCAAAAUAACCUACCCGUAAAUGACAUUUUCUUUAUUUUUGGACUAGAGUUUUUACUUGUUUUCAUUGAGGUUUUAGAUGCAGCUUUCUCUGAAUUGUGCCUCUACAACGGGAACCGAUGAGUUUUUGUUGAAUUUAAAUACUUUACCCAGAAAGUGAGAUUUCUUUGCUAUCCUUUUCUUUCCACACAUCCUGGAACACUUUCAUUAAAGACCCAAUCUGAACUAUCCAUGAUCCUGCAGUGCAGAUUUCUUCUGCAGAUUGGUUCUUUUUUUCCUCCCUUGAGGUGAGGGGAAAUGAAGCAAAUGCCCUUGAGCUGUUUUGCCCACGUUAAAGCAAUUCUUAUUUCCUCUUUUUCUGAAUUCCAAACUCUGCCAGUUCGCUCUAAUUUUCUGUGUCUGUUAAAGCAAGACAAGACACCUGCCCUUCAGGCCUUGUGUCCCUCUUGACACUGUUCCAACUGCCAAGUCCAGACAACAUCUGAAGCAGCAGGCAGGGUCCUGCUUCCAUAACCAGUGCUGCAUUAGAGCAGAGUUGUGAGCAUCCACUCCAGACCAAACUCAUUCCCUGCUGCAGCUCUGCAGGAUAAAGCUGAGCAUCAACUCCUGCUGGGAUGAAAACUCCCCUCCUCUGUGUGUGUCAAAAUCCAGCCCCAUGCUCUUUCCCAGACAUGCCUUGCCCUGCCCUGCCAGGCAGGGCCUCCCUGUGCUGUGGUUUGUGACUGUAACACCCCCAGCCCCAGUGCCUCUGUCUCAUCCCUGUGCUGUAGAUAAUCUGCACGUGGUGUCCCCACAGCCUCCUGUCCUGGGGGAGGGGAGUUCUGUGUCUUAGGAGGUGUAGUGUGUCUGAAACGACUUAUCAUCUAACCCUGACAGCCUGAAACUUUGAUAAACAAAUUUAUUUAUUUUAUUAAAGUGAUGUGGGUUUGGGUUUUUUUUUUUUGAGUGUCUAUACUUGUGGCGAUAUUUAAAAUUAAACUACUGCUGUAUUUUAAUGUGAGCAAUAUACAUGAGAUAUUUUAAUAAAAAAAGCGCAAUCAAA